AUGGCUUCAGCGCCAUCACGGACAGAGAUGCCUCGCAUCGUGUCCCUCACACUCGUUUUCAACCUCUUUCUUACGCUCUUUUUUGGCCAUGUCGAUGCUCUUGGCGCCACCGAUACGAUUACCUGGGGAGGAGAUAAUUCACGUGCCGGAUAUCAAACUAAUCAUAAUAUGGAUCCAUCUGUGGUAGGAAGCUCACAGUUUGGACAAAUUUUCAAGACCGCGUUGCCAGGGAAAUACAAUGGUGCCGCAGAACAGAUUUACUCCCAGCCUUUGGUCUAUACCGGUGCGGAUGGCGUGCAAUACGUCUAUGUAGCGACGACCCAGAACAAUGUUUACAAAAUCGACGCAAAGACCGGUGCAAUCGUUUUGACCCGAAACUUACAUCUUCCAUUCUUGACAGCUGAUCUGGAAGGUUGCACGGAUAUCAAUCCUCUUGUCGGUAUUACCGCAACUGGAGUGAUUGACCCUGCGACAGAUACCCUUUACCUUACUUCCAAGACCUAUAUAGACCAGAGCCAAGUUGGGGUCGCUCAGGGCAGACCAGCUGGACGAUACUAUCUCCAUGCUAUCAACACCAACGAUCUCACCGAGCGUCCAAACUUCCCAGUCAAUCUCGAAGGUUACGUUGCGAAGAACAACGCACUCCGAAGCUUCAACGGAGGUAUCCACCAUCAAAGACCAGCUCUCCUUCACACUGGAAACUUCAUCUACGCGGGUUUUGCGUCUCACUGCGUCCAAUGGAACUUCACUGGAUGGAUCAUGGGAUGGGACAAGACCACUGGUGCCAAUGUGGAGCGUAUCGCUAUGGAAGGUGCUCCGGUGCCAAACACAACUCCCGGUGGAGGUAUCUGGAUGUCUGGAGGUGGUCUUACCUCUGAUGAUGCAGGCUCUAUCUUUUUCGGUACUGGAAACGGUUACGCAUCUCAACUUGCGACCAUUCCUGUCAACGGUCGCAACCCACCCUCUGCCCUCGAGGAAGCAGCUGUCCACAUGACUAUCGCAGACGACGGAAGCCUUACCACUGUCGAUUUUUUCAUGCCGUGGGAGAAACAACAGUUGGACGGUAUGGACAAGGAUUUGGGGACUACUCCUCUCCAACUGCUUCCUAGUCAGUUUGCCUGCGGAGAUAUCAAGCGUGUUGGUGUAAUAACGGGUAAGAUUGGAAAAACCUACUUUCUGAACCUUGACGAUCUAGGUGGAUACAGAAAUGGUGCAAACAACCUCGACAGGGUCAUUCAAGUUGCUGAACACGAGAACUCCGUAUACGCAGGUGCUGGUGUGUAUCCGCUGGAAGGUGGUUACGUCUACAUCUCUGUGACUCAACACGAGACUCACGUUUUCAAAUUCGCUUGCAAUGCUGGAGUGCCUUCUUUUACCAAGGUCGCCGACUCCCCAACUCUCAACGCAUACAUUUUGGGAACCGGUCACGGUACUGUAACUUCUCUGAAUGGCCAGGAGGGUACUGGUCUCCUCUGGACAAGUGAUGUUCAGAAUUACGGUCUUCGUAUUUACAACGCUGUUCCUCAGAAUGGUCUAUUGACCCAAAUCAACCAAUUCAACGUUCCGGGUGUCACCAAGUUCUCCCGACCAGUUUUUGGAGAUGCCCGCGUCUACCUCGGUACCAAUCAAGGAUUCUUGUAUGGCUUUGGUUCUCCUGUCAACCUUCCACUCAACUGCACAACUCCAGUCGAGUUUGGUACUUCCAACCUCAACAACCAGACAGCUGCUAAGACCGUCACUUGCAAAGCCAACGUUGCCGUCACCAUCACCAAUGUCACACUCACUGGAGACGCCAACUUUGUCAUUUCAAACGUACCCGCAGCUGGUCUCAAUGUCGCCGCUGGCUCAACCUUUACAUUCCAAGCUGCUUUCAACCCUAAGAAUGUCGGUGCUCAGUCUUCGGAUGUGGUCAUUGCUACUACCAAUGGCGUUGCUGGAUACAGUAUCAGCACCCCCGUCAGUUUGCGUGGAACCGGUCAAAGUCCGUCAGCUCUUCUCCAAGUCAGACCUCUUGCGGUGACAUUCCCUGGCGUUGUUGCUGGUAGUCAACCUGGUGGAGUCAACCAGACUAUAUUGUUCAACAACUUGGGUAACGCACCACUCACGAUCACUCAGUACCAGUACUCACUCGUCAGUGAGACUGGACCAUGGAUCGCUGCCAAUCAAACAGCAUCUGGUCCCCAGGCUGGUCCGUUCACACUGAUUGGACUUCCUACCUCAAUUCCUGGUAAUUCGGGCGCUACCGUCAUCAUCAACUUUGAUACUACCUUGGAAGGUAACUUUGGUGCUUACAUCAAUGUGAUAUCCAACGGUGGAACCAAAGUUUUCGAUGUUGUUGGGACGGCCGGUUCAGCACCAGCAGCUGUUGUUGAAUUCCAAACGCCAGAUGGACUUGGAUGGGUACCCUACAAGGCUGGUACCAACUUUACGUUCGGAAACGUAACAGAGCAGAACACUCGUUCAUUGAAAUUGCGAGUCACAAACAACGCUACCACCAACGGAGCAUCUCUUUCAUUGACUGUUUCCAAGCCACCUUUCGGUCUCGCAGGUAUCAUUGGAGCCAACAACCAAGUCGAUCUUGCCGAGGGUACUUCUCUAAAACCUGGAGAGAGCGCCACUGCCACCCUUUACUGCUCAGUACCAAAGUCUCAAUGGAACGUAGACCCAUAUAUUGGCACAGCUCAAUGGACAAUGAACGUAAACGAUGCCAACUUUGGUAAACAGGACAUCAAAUUCGUUUGUGGGGCCGUGUCUGAACAGGCAGCUCCUCUACAGCCAAACGGUCUCGGUUACUAUCGCUAUACUGGGUGUUACAAGGAGAACAAUCCUGGACGUCAACUUAAGCAGCAACUGUUCGGCAGUGACACUAACACCAAUGCCAAAUGUAUGGAUGCUUGUGCUACCGCUGGAUACACAUUCUGCGCAACUCAAUAUACCAGAGAAUGCUGGGGUGGUAACGUCAUUCCAUCUCUCAAGGUCGACGAAGCCAACUGCGACUUCGCCUGUACUGGUGAUCUGAACCAAAUUUGCGGUGGAAACGGUAUCGACAAUGCCGGAAGUUACAUGUCCUUGUUCGCAGACUCCCGAACAUUCGACGGCAACACCACUACUCCAUCAACUCCAGGCACUCCUGCACCUGCUCCAGGAGCUCCAAUCAUCAACCCUGGUGUUGGAGGCUUCACCAGCUUGGGAUGUUACACCGAACCAACCGGUGCCAGAGCACUCACCAACCAGAUCCAAGUUACCAAGAAGACCAUUGCCAGCUGUAUUGCUGGAUGUUCCGCACUUAACUCCAAUAUCCAGUACGCUGGUAUGGAGUAUGGUGGUGAAUGUUGGUGUGGCGCUACUCUCAACGCCAACUCUCUCAAGGUCGCCAACACUGAUUGUAGCAUGCCUUGUAACGAUAAUGCUACAGAGUACUGUGGAGCUGGUAGUCGAUUGAACCUUUAUAUCAAGGGUGCCGCACCAACUUCUCUUACUUCCAGCUCCGCUGCAAGUAGCACUGUUGUCUCUUCUUCGUCAAGCACUUUGGGUUCAAGCUCUAGCAGCGUCAUCUCGAGCUCUAGCAGUGUCAUUUCUAGCUCUAGCAGUGUUAUCUCCAGCUCGAGCAGUGUCAUUUCUAGCUCUAGCAGUGCCGCAAGCUCGAGCACAGGUACUUCUUCCCGCACCGUCAGCUCAAGCUCAAGCACUGGAUCUUCAAGUUCCAGCACAGCCGCUUCAAGUUCCAGCACCAUCAGCUCAUCCUCCAGCGCCAUCACUUCAAGCAGCAGCUCUUCGUCAUCAACUUCAUCUUCAUCUUCAGCUGCUCCUACACCCACAGGACCAACUGUCAAACAAGUCGUCGGAAGCUACUCCUUCCAAGGUUGUUACAACGAGAUCACUGUCGGUGGACGUGCACUCCAGCCAACUACCACCUUUGCUGACGAUGGCAUGACUCUCGAAGCUUGUUCUGCAUUCUGUACUGGCAAGACGUACUUCGGUGUUGAAUAUGGGCGAGAGUGCUACUGUGGUAACACUCUGUCACCGGACAGUAAAUUGGUGGCAAACCAAGCCGACUGCAACUUCCUUUGUCCAGGCGACAAGUACUCAUACUGUGGAGCUGGUAACAGAAUCCAGUUGUAUGCACUUACACCCAGCGCCAGUUCAUCGACAUCGAGAAGCUCGACUUUGUCGUCGUCAUCCUCUUCGUCGUCGUUGGUAUCUAGCUCUAGCAGCUCGUCUGUCGCAGGUAGCUCAAGUUCAUCUUCCGCUGCCUCGACUAGUGCAUCUGUAACAAGCUCAUCUUCAAGCUCUUCUGUUGCCAGCAGUUCUUCUAGCUCAGUCGCCAGCACCUCCAGCUCCUCUUCCGUUAUCGGCUCCUCGAGCUCCUCCACCGUCGUCAGCACAGCAUCCAGCUCUUCAAGCUCUUCGGUCAUCCCAACAACCUCGUCUUCAGCCACUUUGACCUCAAGCUCAACCAGAAGCUCGACCACUUCCACGACCGCAACCCAGACCGGACCAACAAUCGUUCCAUCCGUUGGCCUCUACAAUUACGCAGGAUGUUACACCGAAGGAAAUGGAGUCCGAGCUCUUGGUUCUGCUUCUUACCCAAGCGAUACCCUUACCGUCGCCGCUUGUGCCGCUUCCUGCUCCAGCUUCAUGUACUUUGGCGUUGAGUACGGUCGUGAGUGUUGGUGUGGUAAUAACUUUGGAACAGGUGCCCUCCUCACCAAGGAUACCGACUGCUCGAUGACUUGUGCUGGUGACAAGAACACUUACUGUGGAAACGGUAACAGAUUGAAUGUUUACAUCAAGAACGGAACUAUUGGUGGAUCUUCUAGCAGCUCGAGCUCCUCGUCUACUAGCUUGCCUUCUUCGUCGUCGAGCGCGUCUUUGAGCAGCUCCUCGACAGGAAGUUCUUCCAGCGCUGCCUCGUCAAGUGUGAGCAGCACUCUGAGCAGCAGUUCUUCUGCAAGAUCUUCGGCCCCAAGUUCUACUUCUUCUAGCAGCUCAUCUGCGUCGCCAUCUAGCAGUUCCACGAGCUCCUCGUCCAGCUCCGUUACCUCUCCAUCAAGCACUUUGACAAGCUCCAGCUCAUCUUCAAGCUUAUCUUCCAGUUCUAGCACUGUGCCAUCAAGCAGCUCUACCGCUGGCUCUUCAUCGAGCUCAGUCGCUUCGUCUUCAAGCUCAAGCUCUAGUGCUACACCGACGAGCACUUCCACUUCCGCGAGCUCGACUUCCAGCUCUAGCACCGUGCCAUCCAGCACCUCCACAAGCUCAACCUUCUCAAGCACCAGCCUGUCAACCUCCAUCCGCUCAACAAGCAGCUCCUCAUCCACCUCUUCCACCUCAACUUCAUCCACCUCCUCCGCCAAACCCACCCCAACCGGCCCCGUCGUCUCCGAAGGCAACGCAAACUUCACCUACUACUCCUGCGCCUCCGAGCCCUCCAGCGGCCGUCUCCUCCCCUCCCAAAUCCUCAACAACGGCACCUCGAUGACCAUCUCCAUGUGUCUGACCGCCUGCUCCAACUACCUCUACGCGGGCGUCGAAUACGGCCGUGAGUGCUGGUGCGGAAACAAAUUGAAUACCGGCACCACGUCCCAGAACCUGACGGAUAGUCAGUGCAAUUUCUUGUGUCCGGGAAAUAGCACAGAGUACUGUGGUGCGGGGAGCAAGAUGAGUUUGUUCUGGUAUGAUAGGCAGAAGGCGAUAUCGAACAACCAGCCGUUGAAUGCGGCGAGCGCGGCGUUGGGGGCGGGGAUGAGGUUUAGGGUUUAA
Glarea lozoyensis ATCC 20868 is the source of this 5760-nucleotide messenger RNA. Its product is annotated as Quinoprotein alcohol dehydrogenase-like protein. Lineage: Eukaryota; Fungi; Ascomycota; Leotiomycetes; Helotiales; Helotiaceae. The record is from RefSeq and is a predicted model, not a curated record. Bases 1 to 5760 code for a protein of 1919 amino acids. The transcript has 2 exons.